UUGACACAUCAACGCUAAUUUCAUUUGAAAACCCUUGUUUGUUUAGUUCUUUUGGUUCUUGCUGAAAAUUUAGUCUUACUACUAUAGUUAGUACAUGAUGCAUAGUGAAAAGUCAGUGCAUAGGUUGAUCUUACGGUUGGCCAGAAGGUACUCCAAACUCUUAGUUCUAGUGGCUGCAUUAUUCGCCAUUUUCCUCACUAUAUCAGCCCUGAAUAGACAUAUAACAUCAUACUUACCGAAUACCUUGUCCAAGGGCGAUAACGUCAACCAACUCAACCACAAGAUUAAACCCGAAGAUGAAGUAAAGUUGAAGCAUUUGGCGUCAUACGACAAGAGCAAAUCCUUCCCCUUAGCCCAAGGGUUAAUCGACUCCCCUUUCAAGACCGUUUCGUUAAAGACCUUCACCGACCCCUUCCCGUAUAUCAACGACAAACCUCGAGACUACGUGUUUAACGAAGCCAACAUGUGCAGAAACAUCCUUUUUGAAGAUUCGUUUGAGGUCUCCGAACAAAGCUACUUGAAUGCCAACCAUGAAAUCUUCAUGAAUGAAUUAAACAAGAAUGUUGAAUUUGUCAAUAUCCUCAAGCAAGCCAAGGAUAAGUUCAAGCCAACCAUCCCCGAAGAAAAGCAAUGGCUUAGGUUCGCCGGCUCUUCGGUCUGGUUGCCCCAGUUCAACUGCCAUUACAUGGUCAGUAGAGUCUUGUGGACUCCUACUGGUAUUCCCAACAAGGCCUUUGCCAGUUUUCUUUACAUUCAAUUAUUCGACACAAACUGGCAAGAAAUUCCCACAAUGUCUUUGGAGGUUCCCUUUGAAGAACAGGUAUUAAAGAAAGGUCUCAGAAGCGACGGAACCUUUGACGAAAUGAUCAUGUCCAAGAUUUUGAAUUUUAGAGAACAAACCUUCCCUUAUAUUUUACCAAUUUCAUUUGACUAUCAAUUAGAUGUUCCCAACGGGAAAUAUUAUUACGGACCAGAAGACCCCCGUGUCGUUUUGCGUGCCAACCCCUUAGGAUUCGAUGAGCCUUUGAUUGUCUUCAACAUGAAGGAUUUGAAAUUGGUCAAGCGUGUCAUGCAUACCUACUUGCCAUUUUCCAACAAGAUGCAAGUGUUGCGUAAGCGUACGGAAAAAUACGCAAAUAUUGAAAAGAAUUGGACUCCAUUCAUUAGUAAAAUCAAGUCGGUCAACGACAACCAACAAGAACCAGGGGAUUUGAAAUUAAACUUCAUCUACUCAAUCAUGCCUCUUGAAGUAUUGGUUUGUGAAAUCGACACUGCAGUUUGUGAUUUCCUUCAAAAACCAGAAAAGGAUGAUUACGAUUUUGUUGGUCCUUUAAGAGGAGGUACCCAAUUGGUUCCAUUGCCAUUGUCAGAUAUUUUACCAGCCAGUAUCAAGGAAAAGUUUACAUUACCUGAUAACCGUCAAAUAUACUUGGGUUGGGCCCGUGCCCAUCUUAAUGCUUGUGGGUGUGGUGAAUCAAUGUAUCGUCCAAACAUGAUCAUCUUGGUUGAAGAUUACGAUGCCACCAACGACAAGUUCUUUUAUAAAUUAGGAGAUGUUUCUGAAUAUUUUGAUUUUGCAGCCACAGUCCCACCUUGGGUCACUCCAAAACUCGACGAUCAAGGUAAUUUAAUCGAAGAAGAAUAUCCAAAGCAGUGUGAAGGUAGAAACGUGCUUAUUCCAAACUCGAUUGCCUACUGGGACAUCGCCGGGAUUAUCAAGGAUAACAUCUUGUACCCUAGAAAAUUCUUCCAUAGAAUUCCAACCGAUGAAGAAAUCGCGGAUAAAAAAGCUGCCAAGGUUAUGAAGCAAAAGGCUGGUAGUUUCAAGAGAUCAAAUAUUUUCGGAGAUGUCAUUAUAAAUGAUUAUAUGGGGGUCACUCUUUCCGCAGCCGAUUCUGAUGUUAGUAUAGUCCAUGUCAAGGGGUUGUUGAAUUAUAUUUUGAAAUUGCCUUCAUUGUUUGAAGACUCUUCUGUCAUUGAUAAUGAUUCAAUUUUCCAACAGCGAGGGUAUGAUUAUAACAACAAGUGUGCCAUGCAAGCCAGUGAUGAUUAUUGUAAAGCAUACGGUCAGAAAUUUAGUAGUUAAGGAAGUAAUAGAAUAAUACACACACCGCAUAUAACUCCGUCACACCGUUUACAGGUAUCAACAGCCGCGCUAUCUAGUCGCAUGCCACAUACCCACAUACCCACACUUGGACUGUGUAGGCUUAGUUUCUAGUAUUUGCCUUAGCUUUUCUAUGCAACACCCCCUUCCACACCCAAACGCGUGAAAAAUGUUACCCUAUUAGGUGAUUGCGUAGUAAAAUCUUACAUAGAUGUGCCGCAUCUACCCGAGCGGUUAUCUAACACAAUCCAUCGAAUGACACGGCAAAAGAUUGGGCUUUGACAGAUACGUGCACACCCGAGAUCUAUUUUUUACCACUCCGAGGAAAAAAUUUUCACUGGUAAAGUAUUGAUGUGUGGAUGUAAACUGAAAACUCCGUGAAUAACCGAGCCCAUCGAAGGCCGAAGAAUUAGGAAAAUGCUGCAAAUUCUUCGGCAACUAUAUCAUUCCGAGAUGCAGCCCUUCCUAUAGUUCACUCCUAUAACCGAGAUUUGUCAGUUUGCAGUGGCUCUGAUUAUAGAUGUAUAUAUUUCAAGUGAUAUCCCGUAAUUUUGU
Molecule: messenger RNA, 2659 nt
Organism: Spathaspora passalidarum NRRL Y-27907
Lineage: Eukaryota; Fungi; Ascomycota; Pichiomycetes; Serinales; Debaryomycetaceae
Gene: BMT7
Product: Bmt7p
Exons: 2
Coding region: 98-2086 (662 amino acids)
Molecular function (GO): mannosyltransferase activity
Source: RefSeq, a predicted model, not a curated record